AUCACAUUGACACACUCUUCGAGGUUACAUUUUUAGAUAUUGAGUUAAUUUUAACUCUUUCUGAACUGGUUAAACACUUUUUAACAUCUAUAGCUGAAUAUCUGAUGAUUUUUAAUUGAAAUUUGUGGCAUGUUAGUGUAGUUUUUAUUCGAGGAAGUGCCGGCUUGACGACCGCAGAAUGUGGACCGUAUGCGUGCCAGGAUGGGGUGCCGCCGUGGCUGCGGGAGCCCUACUUCUGUACGGCACCGUGGACGUUGCCUACUUUGCUAGGAUGAUGUACACCGUGGCUAAGGCCAGGUACUUCAGGAAGAAGGCCUGCAUUCUGGACACUACUGAGGUUCACUCGUGGUGUCUCCUUAACGACAUCGACACGUUACUCUACCAUAUGAACAACGCGCGUUACUUGCGAGAGUUGGACUUCGCACGAGCAGACUUCUAUGAGAGAACUGGUCUCUAUGCCAACAUCAAGGCGGCAGGCGGCGCUGUGGUGCAAGCAGCGGCUACCAUCAGAUACCGGCGGUACUUGAAACCGUUCACCAGGUUCACCAUUACUUCCAGGGCAAUAUACUGGGACGACAAGACAGUCUUCAUGGAGCACGAGUUCAUAGGCCCCGGCGGGUUCGUGCACGCGGUGGCGGUGUGCCGGCAGCGCGUCAUCGAUACGUCGGCGGCGGCCAUUGCUGAGUUGCUUCUUCAACUACACUGCGCUGGUGCAUGCAGGCCGGCUCCUGGGAAGAUGCCUCCUGAGCUGGAACUCUGGGUGCAAAGCAACGAGCUCAGUUCAGCCAAACUUCGCGCGACCAACGCCCCCCUCCCCACUCUCCAAUCCCACCCCCUCAGCUGCGGCGAGGUCAUUCCCACCUCGGUGACCGAGUGAGGGUACCCUCACUGCCCCAGCGAUCUCCGCUCUCGCACUCGCGCGUCCAACGCACGCGAGAGCGAGUGAGAUAGCACGAGGGUGUCCGCGCUAGGGCAGUGAGUUUUUUGUUAGUCGAAAUGUAGACGGCGACGCGAACGGUCGUGCUCUGUUAACUGUAUCGACAUCAAAGCUACAUAAAAUAACCAAGUGGCUUAUGUGUGACUUUAUAGGUGUUCUAAGCUCAAAGUACAAGGUCGUUUACAAAAUUACAAUAGUUAUCAAAGUGGGUACAAAGUCUUACAUCCUGGUUUUAUGAUGCCUUGAUUAGAUAGCUAGGUGGUGUAAUCAUUCGGUUAAUUU
Messenger RNA from Ostrinia nubilalis (European corn borer), 1219 nucleotides. RefSeq names its product protein THEM6. The transcript is spliced from 5 exons. The record is from RefSeq and is a predicted model, not a curated record. Lineage: Eukaryota; Metazoa; Arthropoda; Insecta; Lepidoptera; Crambidae. The coding region runs from base 179 to 877 and encodes 232 amino acids.